AUGGACGCUCUGUCGCAUGGCAGUGCGCAUAGCGUAGAAGCGCAGGACGGAGAUGGGAAUAUUACAAUGACAUGGUCGAGUGAUCCCGAGCGCAACGUCUUUUUUAGAAAUACAGCGCCGGAGCAUGCAGAAGCGUCGUCUGUGCCACAGGACGAUGCAUGGGACGAUGAUAUUCAGCUGGAUACCCCGUUUGUGACAUCAUCGAUGGCAUGGCAGUCUGUACCCUCGCGAAACGUGCAUACAGCACCAAUUUCACUUUCAACUGCGCAGAGACGAAAGAUUUUGUUGCGCACUGCUGUGCAAUUCGCCGUGCUGUUUGUCGGCGGGACGAUUGUUCUUUCGCUAGCGCUGUGGCUCGCGCUGCCAGAGCUGGAUAACGGCGACCGCGAAGCGCUACGUAUACCGCGUUCUUUUGAGCAGCUGCAUACAUUAAACAAAGUCCUGAAACGAUACAACGAAGAGCACUAUACGCGCGUCAUGCUUGUGUUUGUUUGCCUCUACCUAUUCCUGCAGACAUUUUCCGUACCGGGCUCUAUGUACAUGAGCAUUCUCGGCGGAGCCAUGUGGGGAAUUCCCGUGGCACUGCCGCUCGUGUGCAUUUGUAUCGCAUCGGGGUCGACGAUGUGCUAUGCAUUGAGCCGAUGUGCGGGCCAAUGCAUCGAGGCAAUGCCGUCCUGGCAGCAGCGUGUCGACUACUGGAAGAUGGUGAUCAAGCAGUAUGAAUCCAACAUCAUUGUAUACCUUGCCGUGCUCCGCAUGAUGCCUGUGCCGCCUGACUUUAUGAUCAACUUGAUUGCGCCGCAUCUUGGAAUUGGGGUGUACGCGUUCUGGACUUCGACAUUCCUGGGCGUCAUUUCCACCUCACUCAUGCACACGGCAAUUGGAGAAGAGCUGAACGAGAUGACGGCCGUGGACGGUUUCCAUUUUUUUACGUGGAAAAAUGUCACCAUCUUUGUCUUUGUCAUUGUGGCAAUGGUCGUUCCAAUCUUGGUAAAACGCAGGUUCCAGGCGCCAGAGGUGCUAGAAGAGACCCACGCAGGGCCGAUUCACUUGGCAGAGGAGUCUUCGCCACGCAUAAUAGAGCUUCGACGGCGAGGACGCGCGUUGUUUUAUUCCUUCUUGGGGCUUGUGCAUCCAUCGUCGCGGCGGCGUGCGGCCAUGGCUGAUGCGCAGCCGUUAUCGAUGCAGCGCGACAUAGAGUACGAGCUUGAGGACGAUGCUGGGCCUGCGUGGCAGUACGACAACGAGGAAGAGGGCGCUGCAGAUGCAGCACGACACGAUACAUUCGGUCCAUAG
Molecule: messenger RNA, 1296 nt
Organism: Malassezia vespertilionis
Lineage: Eukaryota; Fungi; Basidiomycota; Malasseziomycetes; Malasseziales; Malasseziaceae
Exons: 1
Coding region: 1-1296 (431 amino acids)
Cellular component (GO): endoplasmic reticulum membrane
Source: RefSeq, a predicted model, not a curated record